This is a messenger RNA of Heterobasidion irregulare TC 32-1, 402 nucleotides long. RefSeq lists its product as uncharacterized. Bases 1 to 402 code for a protein of 133 amino acids. Gene Ontology annotation, biological process: translation. Gene Ontology annotation, cellular component: ribosome; mitochondrial large ribosomal subunit. NCBI's taxonomy places the organism in Eukaryota, Fungi, Basidiomycota, Agaricomycetes, Russulales, Bondarzewiaceae. The record is from RefSeq and is a predicted model, not a curated record. The transcript has 3 exons. Gene Ontology annotation, molecular function: structural constituent of ribosome; large ribosomal subunit rRNA binding.
AUGAUUGGGCUCAAGGGCACCCUCAAUGUUAUAGACAACUCAGGGGCCCUCCUCGUCGAGUGCGUCAACGUCCUCAAAAACAAAGUCAAUAACGGCUGGGGCAGCGUUGGCGACGAGAUCGUCUGUGUAGUCAAGCGUGCGCGCCCCGUAUCUGCAAGUGCACAGCUUUCUUCCACUGCCCUCAAGGUACGGCGAGGCGACGUCCGACGUGCUGUCAUCGUUCGUACCAGGAAACCCAUUCGGCGUCCAGACGGGCGGUGGAUCCGCUUCGACGAUAACGCUGCUGUCCUGUUAAACAAUAAGCGGGAGAUGCUAGGUACACGCAUUGGUGGUGUGGUCAGCGCGGACCUUCGUAUGAAGGGCUGGGGCAAGAUUGUCAGUAUAGCACCUAAAGUGAUAUAA